This is a messenger RNA of Chelonia mydas (Green sea turtle), 3001 nucleotides long. RefSeq names its product tumor suppressing subtransferable candidate 4 (gene TSSC4). NCBI's taxonomy places the organism in Eukaryota, Metazoa, Chordata, Testudines, Cheloniidae. The record is from RefSeq and is a predicted model, not a curated record. The transcript is spliced from 4 exons. Bases 927 to 1973 code for a protein of 348 amino acids.
CCGUGAGGUACGGGCCGCGCGUGCUCCCGCCCUGCCCGCGGCGGGCUCGGCCUCGCGGCGGGCACCGCGGGGCCUGGGGCUUGGGCCGGUCGGUUCCCUCGUCGGCCGGGGGCUGCCCGUCCGCCCUGGGGAAUUGCCCCCUGGCUAGCCCCGCGGUCACAGCCCCCUGGCGCCCCCACCUGCCCCGGAGUCACGGCCCCCUGGCCUCCCUUCCCUUCCCGGCGGUCACAGCCCCCCUGAACCGAGCCCCGGCCCCUCGCUGGGAUCACAGCCUCACCUCCCCCGGGGUCAUAGGUCCCCGAGCUCCGCCCCCAUCUCAGUGUCGCAGCCCCAGCGUCCCAGAGCCUCCUUCCCGCUCCACCGUCUCAGCCCUGCCUGUGGGUCGCAGCCCCCCCUCUCCUGCAUCGCAGCCCCUCCCCAGUGCCUCCCAUGCAUCAUAGCCCUGCCUGGCUGUGUGUGGGGGUCACAGCCCCCCCGACCCUCCUUACCAUAGCCCUGCCUGGGGACCACAGCCCCGCUCUGUGUUGUGGGAUCACUGCCUUGCCCUGGGGAGCUGUGAGCUCAGCACAUGACAUGCUGUGAAGCUGUCGGACACGGCUGUCUGUCUAAAAUACUGACGUGACCCCCUAGUGCUAGGGCAGCAGGAGGAGGAGGAGAGCCUGACUGACUGACUGAGAGCAGCAUGGAAGAUUCUCCUGGGGACCUGUCCAUUCAGAGAGAUGCCAUCCUGUCUGAGUUGUACCAUAUUCAGAUCACCACCAAGAAACUGGUACAGGAGCUGAGAUCCUUGGUGGCUUUAACUGACCCAGAGGAAGGGAAAUUGUUUCAGUCUCAAGAGACAGCUUUAAAGUCACUGGAUAUUUGGAAGACCUUAUUUGCUGUAGCUGGGCCUAAGCCAGAGAGCACAGUUGAGUAACAGCCCAAAGAUGGGAGAUGAAGGUGCUGGUGAGCCCUUUAUGGGUAUAGUGGCUGGCCGGGCCAAAGAUUAUGAGGGCACCCUACCUUCUGACACAGUUUCGCUCAGUGAUUCAGACUCUGAAGACUUCGGCUUAGUGGAUGAAGCAGAAGUUGAUACGAUUUCUCCAGAGGAACCACCGUCUUUGGAUGACAUAGGUUAUGGAUCAGAUGAGAUCCCUGAUUCUUCAAACAACAACCUUAAGUCUCCUGUCCAGCCAUUCCAUCUGAAAGGCAUGAGCUCUACCUUCUCGCUGCGGAGCCAGAGCAUAUUUGACGGCCUGGAAGGGGCAGCCAAAUUAGCGGUGCCGUCUAUGGCUGAAGAUAACAUUAUUGAUGGGAGGUUUAAGCGCCCUCUGCCCCCACCCACUCCUUUAAGCAAGAUGGCCGCAGAAAGCCUUGGAAGGCAAAGCAAGCCACCCUCAGCUCCCAAAAGCUCUCCAGGAGUCCCGGACUACGUGGCACACCCAGAACGCUGGACAAAAUACAGCCUGGAGGGAGUUUCAGAGUCUAGUGAUAAGACCAACAGGAUGGCUGCCAUGGAGUUCCUAGAGGGCUUGAAGAAGAAAGGAGGAGAACAAAGCUCAGCUACCCAAGAGAGCUACACCCCAUAUUUCAACCAGGACCCCUCCAGCCAUGGUGCUGGAAGGAUAAUAUUUACCAAACCCACAAAGAUAGGCAUGCGUAGUUCGGAAAGGAAAAGAUCAGCAGAGGAGGAUGGUAAGAAGCUCAUGAACACAAAGCAAGGUCUGAAUGAGAAAUCUCCCAAGAAGGGCAAUGACUUGAGUGAAGAGGAUGAAGUUGAGCUGGGCCAUUUAGACACUGAAGGGAAGAAGAUGGUGGAGGAAGAGGAGUGGCUGAAGUUGGAGGACCUGGGUACAAAAAGAGAACUUGGCACAGGUUCCACUCACACAGGUGAAGAUGCUUUGGUGGAAACCGUAGGGUUUCACGGUAGUAAGAAAAGGAGUAGGAAGCAUUUCCGUCUCAAAGCAGACGAUGAAGAGGCUGAAGAGUCUUAAGAGAGAAACUAAUUAUACCCAUCCAGAGGCUUCAGUGUUAUUCCAGAAGGCUACCUUUGUUUGCUCUCUCUCAGCUCAGAUCUCACUAGCCGGGCAGGUGGCAGGCUUUUUGUCUAGCACUCAGUUUUGUGGUCUCCAAAUAUACUAUUUUUAGUACGUUUGUCAGAAAGUACAAAAACCCUAUACCUGCAGGGAACAGUGUUGACACAGCACCUGGAGGGGUAGGAAGUGGGGUUUGUUUUCUUGAGCAAGCCCCUCUGACUGACGCUGGCACAGCGUCAAGGCCUUGACCACAGAGAUAGGCUAUCCUAACACAAGUACUUCAGCAGGGAGAAUGAGGGAUCCAGGAGGACCCCCUGCCUGUCCCUACUCUUCCACCCUCUUAAAAAAAUUAGAACCCCCUGGCCAGUGCUGUAGAAGUCUGGAAUCAAAAGGGAUCAGGAUUGAAGAGGAGCAUAGAAGGUAGAGUUUUAAAGUAUUAAAAACCAAACCCAGUAGGAUUAAGUCGAUAUCCUGAUUUCCCUUAAUGUGUAUGUCCCUAAUUGGGAACAGGUGGGACAAGGAUUGAGCCAUGCUUCCUGCACUGCCACUGAAAAUAGAAACACAGUAAGUAACUGGCCAUGAGCUGAGAGGGCACAAUCAGGAGUGGCCAAUUAAAUGGGUUUUAAGGUAGUCUGAGUAUUUUCCCUUGGUGAAUUCUAAUGUAUCUUAUUUGGUAAAAGUUUAAAAGAAACUUGAGGCCUGUUGAGACAAAACAUCUUUGGAAACAUUUAGCAAAGACCUGCGUGAGAGCCUCAGUCGCUUCUCAGCAUGCUGUGCGUACAACUGAAAUGUGUGUGACAGCCGACUGAUUGGUCAAGCAGCCACAAGCUUCCCCCUGUGUGCGUGUGAUGUGCUGUGCUGAUGUCUCACCUCCAUAAGAUGCAGUGCUUCCAUUUUGACUCUUAAGUAGACUAAUUGGAAGGGAAGGACUUGUACUAAGAGAUUCUCUUUAUACUUUGGAUGUCAAUAAAAACAUUUAGUUGUAA